UAAUAUACAACCAAAUAUGAGUAUUUAAGGAUCCUUGCAAAUGUUAUAUACAUGGUAAUAUGGUAUGGUAUUAUUCAGAAGAAGAUACUUUCACAAACCUAUAAAUAUAUAGCACACAGCAUUACGUUUUUACAUAGUCCUAUAAACCUUGUCGUCCAAGAAACCAACCCUUUUCAUUUCAUUUCAGUGGCCAGCCUCCCAACCACGCUUGCUUUUACUGUCUCCCUUUUUAUAUACAUUUCAAAGCUCUCUCAAACUCCCAUCUGGGUUCUCUUCUAUUUCUCUAAACAAUGGACAACUGUGGAGUUAACCCGCUUGACAAGAAGCCUAAGACGAAGAUCGUUUGCACUUUGGGGCCGGCUUCGAGAUCGGUUCCCAUGGUUGAGAAGCUGUUGAGAGCUGGCAUGAACGUUGCUCGUUUCAACUUCUCUCACGGAUCUCAUGAAUACCAUCAAGAGACGCUUGAUAAUCUCAGAACCGCCAUGGUUAAUACUGGUAUUUUUUGUGCUGUCAUGCUUGACACCAAGGGUCCAGAGAUUCGAACUGGAUUUUUGAAAGAUGGCAAACCCAUCCAAUUGAAACAAGGUCAAGAAAUUACCAUAUCCACAGACUACACCAUUAAGGGUGAUGACAAAAUGAUUUGCAUGAGCUACAAAAAGUUGGUUCAGGAUGUCAAGCCAGGGAUGGUUAUACUUUGCUCUGAUGGUACAAUCUCAUUUACUGUUUUAUCUUGUGACGUGGAAGCUGGAUUGGUUAAAUGUCGCUGUGAGAACUCUGCUAUGCUUGGUGAGAGGAAGAAUGUUAAUCUUCCAGGAGUUAUAGUGGACCUCCCGACCUUGACAGAGAAAGACAAGGAAGACAUUUUAAAGUGGGGUGUCCCCAAUCAAAUUGACAUGAUUGCUCUGUCUUUUGUGCGUAAAGGGUCAGACCUUGUGGAGGUCCGGAAGCUACUUGGAGAGCAUGCUAAGAAUAUCAUGCUAAUGUCAAAGGUCGAAAAUCAGGAAGGGGUGGCAAAUUUUGAUGACAUCCUUGCAAAUUCAGAUGCAUUUAUGGUUGCUCGAGGUGACCUUGGAAUGGAGAUUCCUAUUGAAAAGAUAUUUUUAGCACAGAAAGUGAUGGUCUACAAAUGCAACAUCCAAGGAAAACCUGUUGUCACAGCCACCCAAAUGUUGGAGUCCAUGAUAAAGUCUCCUCGUCCAACGAGAGCUGAGGCUACGGAUGUUGCCAAUGCAGUUCUUGAUGGCACGGACUGUGUGAUGCUUAGUGGUGAGACAGCUGCUGGAGCUUAUCCAGAGCUUGCAGUGCGCACCAUGGCCAAAAUAUGUGUAGAAGCAGAAAGCACCCUUGAUUAUGGAGAUGUUUUCAAAAGAGUUCUGGCACACUCACCAGUACCCAUGAGCCCAUUGGAGAGCCUGGCUGCUUCUGCUGUUAGAUCAGCCAAUUCUGUGAAAGCAGCUUUUAUAUUGGUCCUAACCAGGGGAGGGAGUACAGCAAAGCUGGUGGCUAAGUAUAGGCCUGGCAUGCCUAUAUUGUCCGUGGUUGUCCCGAAGAUUAAGACAGAUUCCUUUGAUUGGUCAUGUAGCAAUGAAGCUCCAGCAAGGCACAGCCUAAUCUUCCGAGGCUUGGUUCCAGUUUUGUAUGCUGGAUCUGCUAGGGCAUCUCAUUCAGAGACAACAGAGGAAGCAAUUGAAUUUGCCAUUGACCAUGCCAAGACAAGGGGAUUCUGCAAGAAAGGAGAUUCAGUUGUGGCUCUUCACCGAGUUGGAACUGCAUCUGUCAUCAAGAUUUUGACUGUUAAUUGAUGAUUCUCACAGGUUUUGUUUUUCAUUUUGGCCAAUUCUAUCUGUUUCGCCACUUUUUCCCUUUUCCUUUUGGGUGAGAGAUGACUCAUCACAUGGGAAAAUUUCUGCUUCUUGAUAUCAGCAGCAGCUUGUUUCACUUUUUCCUUUUUGUCUGAGAGAAACUCAGUUAUGGUAAAAAUGUUUCGAGAAUCUUGAAUUUUUGAAAUUGCAGUUUUGACUGAAUGGAGCUAUAAUUUUCAUUUA
Molecule: messenger RNA, 2045 nt
Organism: Mangifera indica (mango)
Lineage: Eukaryota; Viridiplantae; Streptophyta; Magnoliopsida; Sapindales; Anacardiaceae
Product: pyruvate kinase, cytosolic isozyme-like
Exons: 3
Coding region: 291-1802 (503 amino acids)
Biological process (GO): glycolytic process
Cellular component (GO): cytoplasm
Molecular function (GO): magnesium ion binding; pyruvate kinase activity; potassium ion binding
Source: RefSeq, a predicted model, not a curated record